AUAUUAUUUUAUUUAGCACAUUUAAAAUCAUUAUCAUAAUCUAUUUUACGCAGUGCUUUUUCUUUGUGUGCCGCCAAAUUUUGAAAUCGUAAAAUGUGUGCCGCAACAAAAAAAAGGUUGAGAAUCACUGCUCUAUAGUAAUGACCAUAUAAUAAUAACCUGCCACUACAACGAAAAUUCAAGAUUUCAACCACAUGUUAAAACACUCUCACAUUAUAAUACACGAGCACCAAAUCAACGAUAUCACGAUGAUCCAUUCCAGCAUGUUUGUUGUAUAUAUACAACCAUUGAUCCGAGGUGUGGUGGUGGUGGUGGUGGUGGUGGUGGCAAACAAGCAAACCAAUCUAUAUGAUCGUUAUUUUAAGUUAAUAGCGAUCCAUUGAGAGUUGUCGUCGUGCAACCACCAUCGUUUGCUACCGAUCAUUGUGAAUUAGAAAAGUCGAGCUGUUGCUAUUAUUUGUGCGAAUGAAGAAAAAACUGGCGCGUUUAUUACACUCAAUCAUUCAAGCAUCAAGAAUCGAAUCAUACUGGUUAUUGUGUGUGUGGUUCUAAACACUGAUUUUUCAUACAUCGAGUCCACUCAUCAUCAUAAUCAUAAUCAUCAGGACACUGUAACAUUGGGAAAUUGGAAACGAUCAACAAUGAUGAUCGUAUAUCACUUUUUCGCGUGAUACACUUGGCGUGUUUUUUCACUGAUGAUUCUCAUCUAAUAAUUUUGUUGAUUGUUAAAGCAGUCGCUUGGUUGGUUUUCUCUUGGCUUAUCUUUCUUAGAUGUAUUUCUUUUUCUGGCGUUCCUUUUUCUAUGAUGGUGGUAGUGUGUUGGAUUUUUAUUGGAUUGUAACCUAAACUCUUCCAUUAAAGGCAGCAAUAGAAUAACGAAAAUCUUUUUUGGUGCAUCAUGUACAAUAAACAUACAAAAAUUUGUCAUCACUUUACAUUGUUGAUUGCAUUGCCUAUCUAUUCAUUCACCUAUCUAAUGAUAAGAAUACAAAAGUCUUAAAGCAUUCUAAUCAUUCAUUCAUUCAUCAACUAUACCACAAUCAUAUUAUUAUCUCAAGUUCAUCAUAACCAUCAGCAGGAUUCAUUCAAAUGAAACAUCCAUCCAUCAAUUAGUUGUCAAGUAUAUUGCGAAUUGUCAUCUUGUUUUUUUAAAACACAAUAUAAUCUAUCUUUAUCUUGGUAUACAUAUGUGGUGAUUCUAUUCGUGUGUUUAAAUUGUAAUUAUUCCACAACCCAACCAUAACAAUCAACAAAAAGAUACCUCGGUUUUUUCUUUACAAUUCUUUUUUGAUCGGUUCUCGGUUGACAAGAGAGUAACCUGUUGUUUUUGAUUGCUAAUUCAUCAACAUAAUUACCAGUGUCGUCUGUCAACAACCGAGUGAUAUAAUCACCAUCAUCAUCAAAUAAUUGCCAACUGGAUCAAUAUGGGUAGCUUGCUUAGCCUAUUACAUUUGCAUCGUAAUGCAACGCUUAAAUGUGACAUUUUUGUCGAUUUUGAGAAUGCCCAGCCAACCGAAUCAGAACAAAUGACCUAUACUGUAGUUGAUAAUGCAUUGAAUGAUGCGGCCAAAAUACUCGUCGAUCUACAAACGUAUAAAGGAGCAAGUGCCGAAAUUCGUCAGGCAAUCGAUAAUCCACAUAAUAAGGAGUUACAGAUAAAAACAUGGAAUACUGUUGUACCGUUAGUCAAUCGUUUGAAACGUUUCUAUGAAUUCGCGUUGAGAUUGGAUGAAACUGUGAUGCUUUUAUUAGGCGAACUUUGUUCUGAUUCGAUGCCACCUUUAAAACAUUUAGAAACACAACAAGCAUUGGUUAAACAAUUUAGUUGUCUUUUGGAUUUUGUUCUUAAAUUUGAUGAGCUUAAAAUGCUAAAUCCUUCUAUACAGAAUGAUUUUAGUUUUUAUCGUCGAACAAUCAAUCGUAUUCGUUCACCAAAUCCUAAUCAUAUCAACACCGAUUUGAUGGCCAUUGAAAAUCUAAGCCCAGAGUUUGCUAAUAGGAUGUCGUUGUUUUAUGCAAAUGCCACACCUAUGUUACAUUCUUUAGCGAAUGCAACCCUUAAUUUUGUUACAUCGAAUCCUCAUUUACCCAUUGAAAAUAUAACUGAAACGCUUGGCACAAUGGCAAAAGUAUGUCAACGAAUGAUAGAAAAUCAAGAUUUUUGUUCAAGAUUUCAAAAUGAAGAAACCGUUUAUUUUGUGUUACGAGUCAUGGUUGGCGUCAUCAUUCUCUACGAUCAUGUCCAUCCGAUCGGUGCAUUUGCCAAAACAACCACACAAAUCGAUGUUCGUGGUUCGAUCAAAGUUUUGAAAGAACAACCGCCAACAAUGGUUGAAGGUUUACUCAAUUCACUUCGUUAUACGACAAGACAUUUGAAUGAUGAAACGACGCCUAAAAAUAUCAAAAAUAUGCUUGCCGCUUAAAAAAUUAAAUGAUCGUAAUCGUUGUAAAUUAUAAUUUUUUUUAAUUCUUAAAAAUUCAUAACAUGUUGCCUUCACAUCGAAUUCAAAAAAAGUCAAUUGGAAAAAAUUCCCAUCGAUAUAUUUCUGUAAUAUAAAAAUUCAUCAUCUAUGCUGAUUGUUUCAGUUUGUAUUUAUUUUAAAUUGAUUUUGUUUUGUUAUGGAAAAACAAUGAAACCAUCCACCGUUUAUCUCUUUAUUUCUUGCUUUCAAUUUCUUUUUUAUUCACAUAAUGAAUCCGAAACUAAAUGAAUUGCAUUAAAAAAAAAUUCAAUUUUUA
This is a messenger RNA of Dermatophagoides farinae (American house dust mite), 2739 nucleotides long. Its product is annotated as CYFIP-related Rac1 interactor B. NCBI's taxonomy places the organism in Eukaryota, Metazoa, Arthropoda, Arachnida, Sarcoptiformes, Pyroglyphidae. Gene Ontology annotation, biological process: regulation of actin filament polymerization. Gene Ontology annotation, molecular function: small GTPase binding. The record is from RefSeq and is a predicted model, not a curated record.